AUGGAUUUCUACUUUAUUAUAUUUUCCACAAUCUUGACGCUGCUGCUCAGCUAUCUACGCUACAAAUAUCAAUAUUGGGAGCURCUUGGCGUACCUCAGCUCAAGAUGAAUUAUUUUCUUGGCAAUCUCUUUCGAAUAAAAACAAUACAUAAAACGGAACURUUACAUGAAGUUUAUAAAGAGUUUCGUGGCAAAGCAAAAUUGGUCGGYACAUACGUUUUUACCAAACCUAUAGCCGUUGCGCUGGACUUAGACUUGGUGAAGUCCAUAUUAAUUAAAGAUUUCAAUAAAUUCACCGAUCGUUUCGAACAACGAAACAGCAGUGAGAGCAUUAUUAAUCAUCACCUGUUUCGUUUGGAUGGCGAAAGGUGGCGUCCAUUGCGCGCGAAACUCACACCGACCUUCACAUCGGCGAAAAUGAAGUWUAUGUUUCCCACGCURUUGACGGUGGCASAACAAUUGGAGGAGGCUUUUAGCAAACAGUUGACCAAAACAUCGAAUGGUGAUGUCGAAUUACACGAUUUAAUGGGUCGCUAUACAACCGAUGUGAUUGGUCAUUGUGCCUUCGGUGUUGAAUGCAAUAGCUUGAAGGAUCCAAAUGUGGUAUUUCGUCGCAUGGGUCGUCGCAUUUUUUAUCCAAAAUAUUUCUCCAUACGUCUACGUACAUUUAUGACUUCAUAUCCCGCUCUCUUUAAAUAUCUGAAAUUUUUCAAUAUCAAAGAACAUCCGAAAGAUGUCGAAGAUUUUGUGGUGCAGCUUGUGCGUGAUACACUGCGUUUGCGCGAGGAACAAAACAUACAGCGUAACGACUUCAUAGAUUUGUUAAUUGAGUUGAAAAAUUCCAAAGACACGAAAGGUAUGCCUGCACUGGGUAUUGAAGAGAUGGCUGCACAGGUGUAUAUUUUCUUUGCUGCUGGCUAUGAGACCAGUUCUAGUAACUUGAGUUAUGGGCUAUAUGAAUUGGCGAAGAAUCCGCACGUACAGGAGAAGUUGAGAGCGGAAAUUAAAAGCGUUCUURAGAAACAUAAUGGCGAGUUGACAUAUGAAGCCAUGAUGGAGAUGACAUAUUUGGAUCAAGUUAUAACGGAGACYCUACGUAUGUAUCCAGCACUUGGCGCUCUCAAUCGUGUCUCCAUUGACGACUACAAAAUACCCGAUACGAAUAUCACACUUGAAAAGGGCACACGCAUCUACAUUCCUGUGAAAGAGAUACAUUAUGAUCCUGCUAUCUAUAAUAAUCCCAAGGAAUUCCGCCCGGAGCGCUUCCAUCCCGAUGAAGUGCAAAAACGUCACCCACWGGCUUUUCUCGGUUUCGGUGAUGGACCUCGUAAUUGUAUUGGUCUUCGCUUUGGACGUAUGCAAGUGCGCGUUGGCUUCAUAACUCURCUMAAAUCUUAUCGCUUCAGCUUAUCGGAGAAGACACCAAAAGAAUUGGAGAUUUCUAAAUAUAGUAUAGUGCUUGUACCGCACAGCAAAGUGUGGUUAAAGGCAGAAAAGCUGUAAAGAUUAAACUUGUAGCGACACACAGUUAUGCUUAUUUCAUGGUCAACGAAGUGGAGCAAUAUUUGUAUCGAAGUAGAAUUAAAGAGCUUCAAUAAAUGGUGCCAUAUAAGAAUAUCUGCAGAAGAAA
Messenger RNA from Bactrocera latifrons, 1630 nucleotides. RefSeq names its product cytochrome P450 6a22-like. Bases 1 to 1503 code for a protein of 500 amino acids. Lineage: Eukaryota; Metazoa; Arthropoda; Insecta; Diptera; Tephritidae. The record is from RefSeq and is a predicted model, not a curated record. Gene Ontology annotation, molecular function: monooxygenase activity; iron ion binding; heme binding. The transcript has 2 exons.